Messenger RNA from Daphnia pulicaria, 1402 nucleotides. Its product is annotated as nodal modulator 3-like. Gene Ontology annotation, cellular component: endoplasmic reticulum membrane. NCBI's taxonomy places the organism in Eukaryota, Metazoa, Arthropoda, Branchiopoda, Diplostraca, Daphniidae. The transcript is spliced from 4 exons. Bases 571 to 1278 code for a protein of 235 amino acids. The record is from RefSeq and is a predicted model, not a curated record.
GCUCCCAUCUACUACAAGACAGAAAUAUGAGUUUCUAAUUUCGUAUGUUUUUCUUUCUUGUUUUCAUGCCAUUCUCCUUGCAGAACCCACACCUACUGAAAAUGCAUUAAUCACUCACUUUGAAAUGAGAAAAAUGCUGGAAACCGCUCUUUAACAAAUGGAACUCAACAAGAGCUUAAGAAACUCUCUGGAUCACAAGAUUCACACACAGCACCUACUUUGUUGUAAUGUAGGCUCACUCAUUUUAGUCAUUUAUUACAUACAUCAAUCCAAGAAUCCUUGAAUCAACUACAGGAUGUAGUCAAGAUUAUGGUGGAAGCCAACAAGAAGCAAGUCUUCAAAUAGCGGGAUCAUGAAUGUUUUUGGAAUGGGAAAAGAGGGUAGCGUUUAGCUGUUUUGGAUCCGUGACAGCUCUCAAAUCUCAAUGGAGAACCGGAAGGCUCCGUGAGUGUGAAAGCAGUUGGAACGGGUCCGUCUCAUUGCGCCGAGUAUCAGGAAGAUGCGACGACCGAAGCAAAUGGACAGUUCCGUAUCCGCGGUCUGCUGCCUGGUUGCGAGUAUACCGUACGGAUGAAGACUGGCAACGGUUUCAACAAAAACGUGGAACGCACAUUGCCCCUGAGCACAAGCAUUAAAGUAGAAAACAACGAUUUGUCCGGUCUGCGCUUUUCCGUUAUCAAGGCCGUCAACCUGGCGGAUGUCAUGAUCACGGUGGACAUACUCGAACCGGAGCAUUUAAGGACGAUCAAGUUGAAUUUGUUUCGUGAAGAUCAACCAGGAGUGGUUCUGCAAAGUCUCAAGCUGGACAACUCGCCUCUCGUCAUUUUGCCCGUCUUGCCCAUGGAUGGUCGUAAAUACUUCAUCCAGCUGGAAUCCAAUUUAGACCGUCACAAUUACGACUACCAAAUCCCUGAGCUCUCGUUUACUGCAAAUACUUCCAUUCAGCACCUUUCUCUCCGCUUCCAUCCGAGGAGGAAGACGGUCGAUGCCUCCGAAACAACUCAAGUGUCCAUCCGAGGCGUCCUGGUGGCUUUGCUUGUUGGCCUGGCCGUCUACUAUCGCGAAUCACUCGGCCCGCUUCUCAAUCGAGCUUUGGCCAUGGUGAAUAACGCCCUGAAACCCAGCCGAGGUGGAUUCGCCUUUGGUUCCGGUAUGUCUGGAGUGCCAGUUUCGUCGGGUCAUCCCAACAAUCCCGUCUUUAGCGAGCAGGAGCUCGCUCUCAUGGACGAGGGCAACUCUGUUGUGAAGAAAAGAGUCAAACCGAGAAGAGCUCAGUAAAAUACGUCAGUUCGCACAAUCAAUAUAUGACGUGUGAAAGAAUGUUCAUUCAAAGCACAACAGAUUUUUUGUUAGAAUUUUUUUCCCUUCUUAUUUUGUGAAUGUGUGGUUGUUGUUCGUGCUA